Molecule: messenger RNA, 1377 nt
Organism: Rotaria sp. Silwood2
Lineage: Eukaryota; Metazoa; Rotifera; Eurotatoria; Philodinida; Philodinidae
Source: the annotation of a GenBank genome assembly
GGAUGAUAUCAAAGUAAUUAGAUGUCACCAUUACGUGAAAUAUUCGUUUUACUCGCGUAAAUUUUUCCAUUAGUUCAUCAAACUAACGAUUGCAUGAACGAAAAAAUCAUCCAGACGAAACAAACGAUUUAUUCGUAAUGAUGAACUACUUUUAUAGAAUAUUCUUAUAUAGUCUACCUUUUCAAAUUUUAGACAAUAGAUUUUUUUUACACAUAUUCGUUAUUAUGUCGAAAAAAUUACAAGUGAGUGACGUUAAAACACUAUCGAUCAUUCAGUCGACUUUUUCUUUUGUUUUAUAUCUUUUGGAGGGAAGUAAAAAUCAAAAGAAAUGCUAACAGACUCAGGUCAUACAAGCCCAGUCGUAAACGGUCGUUACAGCUACCAAAACGUCAAUUCACGGCUAUUUACGACCGUAAACUGUACAAAACGACAGUAUACGUCAUCGGUUUUGGCCAUUACGGCGGCUGUAAUGAUCACUCUGGGUAGAGCUGUAGAGUUAUCUUGACAAUCAGUCAUCAUCAAUUAGUUCUGAUUAUCAAAAGUUGGUAUCAUCUCAAACAGAUGAUGAUAUGGUAAGCGAUGUAGCUUAAUUCAUUAAUUCUAACUGGUUAAAUUCGUUGAUGAGAGAGAGAAAAGAAAUCGGCGAGAGUGACCGAUCGCAAUGAACUUUAUAAGAGCAUGAGUUGAAGAAAUAAAACAACGAGACUUUUCAACUAGUAGCAGAGUUAGGGGGCCGCUGGAUGGAGCUGAGCUACCCCCGAAACCCUCAAACGACUCCCAGAAGAAAAUUAUUGAGUCUAAUCACCUUGUCGAGAAACAUGAAAAAUCAACUGGAAUAUAGAUCAAGAUGAUUAUUCUUAAUUAUUGAUAGGAUUUAGACGUACGUUUGUAACACAAACAUAAUAUUAGAUUUGAUUUUCUUCUCUACAUGUCAUUGGCUAAUACUUGCACAAUUUAAGUCAAAUGAUAUUCAUAUUGUCCUUCUCUUUAGAAUUCAGCAUGCAUCAGAAAAAGAACAACAAAAUGCAGGUUAUCGUCAUGAUAGACAAGGACUUUUGAGUAUAGCUAUAUGUAUGAUGAAUCAACCAAAUUCAUAAUCACGUUGGGUAUAAGGAAAUUUUUAUUCACUAGCUUAAUAAACUCAACGUUUCUUUCUAUAUUUUAGCGCCUGUACCUUGGUUAGACACAACACAUAUCGUGAUUGGAGAAGUGAUCCAAGGUAUGAAUGUGUUGGAAGAAAUCAUUAAUAAAGGUACGUCUUGUUUCGAUCUCGAUACAGCUUACGGUGCUGCUCAAGCUACUGCUAAUCGCAAUAAUUUUGUUGAUAUUGAACGUAGUGGUGCCGAUAGAGUUCCUUCGAAUAAUGAAAUUGCUUGA